GGCUUUAAGGGGUUAAUCUGCAAGCCCAACGUCUUGUCCAUUCGCGUUUCUCACCUGGAAUUAUGUGAUCAGGCGAGGAGGCAUGCAGGCAGGCACUCGUCCCACUUCCUGCUCAACGUAACAGAUUUUGAGCGCAGUCUAAGACACUCAGCUAGAUCUAUAGCUUAACAGCUUGAAAUUCGCUUCUAUUGAUCAAGGAACGGGACAUUAAUUUCGUGAAGGCCUGAGUUUUGAACACAGACACGUACUGCACUGGAAAAUUACUGAACUCUGUGAGACAUGGCGCCGCUACACAAAUGAAGUAAUAAAGGCGCAAUGUGGACAGUAGUGAACUAAAAAAGCAGUUUCUCUGGACCAAUGGGGAAACACCUGAUAACGUGGUCAGUCUCCCAGAGAAUAUGCAAGGCUGCUUCAUGGAUGUCACCAAGACUGGCUUCCCGACACACUUCAGAAGCGUGUUAUAAUCAAAGUCUUCCUGGCAUGCUGGAGAGUACAAAACGCUGUCGAUAUUACACUACUCAAGCUCAGCCAGAAAACUUACUCUUGAAGCAUCUGAAGGCGAGAAUAAAAUCCAAUGGACCCAUGCCAGUUGCAGAUUACAUGAAAGAAGUCCUAACAAAUGCAUAUUCUGGUUAUUACAUGCAUAAAGAUGUCUUUGGGAAGGAUGGAGAUUUUAUCACUUCUCCUGAAGUCAGCCAGAUGUUUGGAGAGAUGCUUGGUGUAUGGGUUGUGAAUGAAUGGAUGAACAACUACAAUGGUCAAACUCUACAGCUGGUUGAACUUGGUCCAGGGAGAGGAACUCUUGCAGAUGACAUGCUCAGGGUAUUCUGCCAAUUUCCAAGCAUCAAAGAUAAAAUAAGUUUGCAUUUAGUAGAAGUCAGUCCAGCCCUUGGCCAAAUGCAAGCAUCAAAGCUUACAGGUAAAGAUACCAGUGAAGUAGAAGAAGGAGAUUCAGAUUGUGUCGGAGCAUAUAGAAAUGCUACGUCCAAAUAUGGCAUUGAUGUGUCUUGGUACCGAAGUCUGGCUGAUGUCCCGCAAGGCCUGUCCUGCUUUAUCGCACACGAAUUUCUUGAUGCAUUGCCCAUUCACAAGUUUCAGAAAACUGAAGCUGGCUGGCGUGAAGUCCUUGUUGAUGAAGAUCCAGGCAAUCCUGAUGCUCUGAGAUUUGUCCUGGCACAUGGAAAAACUCCUGCUAGUGUUGCCUUAUUACAGGUGGAGUCUGAGGAACAGAGAAAUCACAUUGAGGUUUGCCCCAGUGCUGGACUGACAGUACAAGAAAUUUGCCAGCGUAUCCAAUCUGAUGGUGGGAUGGCUUUGCUUGCUGACUAUGGACACAGUGGAGAAAAAGGGGAUACAUUCAGGGCUUUUAAAAGACACAAGCUUCAUGAAGACCCGCUCUCUGAGCCUGGAUCUGCAGACUUGACGGCUGACGUUGAUUUCUCGUAUCUCAAAUCUUUCACCAACGCUGAUGUGGAUGUUUUUGGUCCAGUUACUCAAGAAAAGUACCUCAUAAAUAUGGGCAUUGGAGUGCGUUUGCAGGCUUUACUUCAGAAAUCUAGCCAAGAACAUUGGCCCAGCCUGAUCUCAGGGUUCAAGAUGCUCACUUCACCAGACCAGAUGGGUGAACGAUUCAAAUUUAUGUCCAUUCUUGGGAAGACGGGAAGCUCUUAUAAACCAGCUGGGUUUGUGGAACUCAACUAUGGUGAUGGACAAGGAUCAUCAUAAAUGUAACUUAUAUUUUUACUACUGACUGUGAACCAAAUCAUUAUUAGCAUAAUUGUGCCAAGCUCAGACCUGCCAUAUUGACAUUUGCUAGACUGUCAUGCCACUCUGUGUUCAUUUUAAGCAAAAUUAUUGUCCAAGAAGGCAGUUCUGAACACACAAAAAUAAAAAAUCACCAAAUCUU
Molecule: messenger RNA, 1906 nt
Organism: Aplysia californica (California sea hare)
Lineage: Eukaryota; Metazoa; Mollusca; Gastropoda; Aplysiida; Aplysiidae
Product: protein arginine methyltransferase NDUFAF7, mitochondrial
Exons: 10
Coding region: 358-1725 (455 amino acids)
Biological process (GO): mitochondrial respiratory chain complex I assembly
Cellular component (GO): mitochondrion
Molecular function (GO): protein-arginine omega-N symmetric methyltransferase activity
Source: RefSeq, a predicted model, not a curated record